CUACUCUUUAUGUGAAAAAGAAGAAUGGAGUACUUGUUAUAGUCUCCAUAUAUGUUGAUGAUUUGCUGGUCACAGGAAAUGAUGAAGCUGCUUUGAAUCAGUUCAAGAUUGACAUGCUGCAGAUUUUUGACAUGAAUGAUCUAGGCAAAAUGACAUAUUUUCUUGGUAUGGAGAUUGAUCAGUCCAGCAAAGGCAUUUUUAUUUGCCAAAGAAAUUUUACGGGUGAGAUUUUGAGCAAAUUUGCUAUGUCAAACUGCAUGCCAAUUAGGGUAUAUAGAAGUAUGAUUGGCAGCCUUCUAUAUUUAUCUGCUACCAGACCUGAUAUAAUGCAUGUUGUUAGUUUGCUUUUAAGGUUUAUGCAUUCACCUACUGAAGUUCAUCUCAAGGGUGUUAAAAGAAUAUUCAGAUAUUUGAAGGCAACUGCUGGUUUUGGUGUUUUCUAUCCUAGAGCUGAGAAAAUUAAGUUACUUGGCUUUUGUGACAGUGAUUGGGCAGGGUCUGAGGAUGAUAUGAAAAGCACCACUGGUUUUUGUUUCACUCUCGGAUCAGGUGUUAUAAGCUGGUGUUCUCAAAAGCAAAAUGCACUUGCACAUUCCACUGCAGAAGCUGAAUAUAUAGCUGCUGCAACUGCUGUGGAUCAGGCUAUUUGGUUAAGAAAAUUGUUGGUUGAUGUUCAUCAUGCUCAAUCCAAUCCUACUGAAAUGUUGUGUGAUAGCAAAGCUGCAGUUGCUAUUGCUAAAAAUCCAGUCUUUCAUGGAAAGACAAAACAUUUUAAAUUAAAGUAUCAUAUUGUUAGAGUUGCAGAAAAUGAUGGUGAUAUUGUUAUGGUGCACUGUUCCUCUGAAGAAAAUGUUGCUGAUAUUUUCACUAAGGGCUUACAGAAGAUCAGAUUUGAAGCUCUUAGAAACAAGCUUGGCGUUUGCAGCCUGGAUGCCAAGGAGGAGUGUUGAAUAAAGUUCAGAUUUUUGUAGUUUUCGAAGCACUGUGCCACCACAUGCUGCAACAAUUCAGUGUCUGACUUUUUUGAUGUAAUUUAACCUUUGGUUAGGUAGCUUUUUGUUAACCUUCUGUCAGUAUAAACACUUGAGUAGGGGCUAAAAUUAAGCUACUUGUAGUUU
Rubroshorea leprosula is the source of this 1118-nucleotide messenger RNA. NCBI's taxonomy places the organism in Eukaryota, Viridiplantae, Streptophyta, Magnoliopsida, Malvales, Dipterocarpaceae. The record is from the annotation of a GenBank genome assembly.